Messenger RNA from Zerene cesonia (dogface butterfly), 1819 nucleotides. Its product is annotated as paired box protein Pax-6-like. Bases 1 to 684 code for a protein of 227 amino acids. Lineage: Eukaryota; Metazoa; Arthropoda; Insecta; Lepidoptera; Pieridae. The record is from RefSeq and is a predicted model, not a curated record. The transcript has 6 exons. Gene Ontology annotation, biological process: anatomical structure development; regulation of transcription by RNA polymerase II. Gene Ontology annotation, molecular function: DNA-binding transcription factor activity, RNA polymerase II-specific; RNA polymerase II cis-regulatory region sequence-specific DNA binding.
AUGACACUAGUUGCAGCAAGACCAGAUACCCUCCAAUCGGAAGCUGGUUCUGACGGGAACAGUGAGCACGCAUCCUCGGGAGACGAAGACUCGCAGAUGCGGCUCAGGCUCAAGAGAAAGCUGCAGAGGAACCGCACCUCCUUCACCAAUGACCAGAUAGAUAGCCUUGAAAAAGAGUUCGAGCGCACGCACUACCCCGACGUGUUCGCGCGGGAACGACUGGCCGAAAAGAUUGGAUUGCCUGAGGCACGUAUCCAGGUGUGGUUCUCGAAUCGGCGCGCGAAAUGGCGACGCGAGGAAAAGCUCCGCAGCCAGCGGCGAGAUGCGCCCGCGUCGCCGCCCGCGCCGCCCGCGCGGCUCCCGCUUAAUGGUGGCUUCAACUCUAUGUAUAGUCCGAUACCGCAGCCAAUUGCUACCAUGAGCGAUACUUAUAGUUCGAUGUCGGGCGGUCUCUCGUCAUCGUGCCUGCAGCAGCGGGACAGCGGCUACCCGUACAUGUUUGGCGAUGUGCUGGGCAGCGGGGGCUACUCCAGAGCACCGGCAGCGCACCAGCAGCAUGCGGCGUACUCACAACCACAGGCCGCUGCUAGCACGGGUGUGAUAUCGGCGGGCGUCAGCGUGCCUGUGCAAAUUCCAUCGCAAGGGCCGGACCUCGCGUCGAAUUACUGGGGACGGCUUCAGUGAUCUCAGCUAUUCGGGUUCCCGCAUCGACUGCUCUCGAUGCCCGAGAACCCGAGCAACGUGCCCGAGUCGCCAUCUAGCGGCGACAUUGCGCACAACUACGCCGACUCCCAUCUGUCCAUGAACGCUCUCAACAUGACGGCCGGACACGAUUCCGUGUUGGCGGGAGACAUUCAAGAGAACAAUAACUCGGUGUCGUAAAUAUUUCGUAUCGCAAUAUUUGGGAUUGAUUUUAUCAGUGUUUAUAUGGUGCAAGAUGAUAUGUAUAUUCGUUUAUAUAUAAGAAACUGAUGAUGUUCAAACUUAGCAUGUAAGUUAUAGCGAUCAUGCACGAUGAAUUAUGUUAAUUCUUCGACACACAGUAGACACAUCUUAAUUUAUUUAUUCUUGCGCUGGUAUGUUGAGGAUUUCGAACGUUUUUCAUUGUGAAUGAUCGAUAAAGGUAAGGACAAAAGAAUGCGAAUUGUAAAUAUAGCUAAACGCCAUCUAUUGUUGAGUAGAAGAAGUUUCCUUAGCGACGGUACUGUGUUCACGAUUCAAAUGAAGAAAAUGUAAAUGAUUUGGGCCAACAUUUGUAAUAAUCGAGUGUUAUGCCCCCUUUGCGAGCACAACCCUUCUAUUUCUUUGAUGUAUGCAGUAGGGGUGCGAAAUAUUAAUGCUAUAGAGAAAAACGUGGCAAUAAGCUUCGUUACAGCGAUUUGUUUCACAACCCUCGGAGACAACAAAUUGACAUGAACUAAGCAUGUUUGUAUUAUUGUAUAAUAGUUACAUUAAUAGAUGUUGUAAUGUGUUGAGUCACAAUUAAAAUAGCACAUUUCGAAACGAAUUAAUUUAUGUUAUUUAUUAUUAUUAAGAAGAUCAACAUUGCUGUGAUUAUAAAUAUGUAGGUACCUAUCAAAUAAGUUUUAUUUACUGACUUUCGGCUAGUUUGGGAACACGUUAAAUUCAAAGGAAAAGUCUACAAAAAUAUAAGAAUCUCGUUGUAAUAGUAAUGUUGGUACAGCACAAGUCAUUAUCUACAUAUUAUAAGAAAAUGUAAAUGGUUAAUAUAUUUUCAUUAAACUACGCAAUACGGAUGUGUUAUAGAUACGUUUAACUGUACUUACUUGAAUAUGUGUAAAAUAAAUUAUUACUCGAU